AUGAUGACAUUGCACAGGCAGUUUCGGCGUCGGGCAGUUAUCGUAUUGGCAUUAGUUGGUCUCAUCAUUUGGCAUUUACAUUGGCAGAGGCACGACGCAUCAAUUGAAGUGACUCAGUACCCGCUGCUUUCGAAAUACGUCUCUAGCAAGAGGGGGAAUGGCGGAGCUUGGCACAUCCCACCAGAUUGGGUAGAGGGAUCUGGCGCUACUAUUGAGAACAUCAUCGAUGCGGCCAAGUUAGCUCUCAAUGCAUCCAGAUCCCUGCCAGAGAGGCAAGUUCCGCACUCUACUAUCCCUCUGAUAAUCCACCAAACAUGGAAGGAUACAAAUCUCGAUCAAUGGCCAAAGAAAUUCCGCCAGAGCGCAGAAACAUGGUUGUCAGGCGUUGAUAGUGGCAACAUGGCGUACUUUCUGUGGGAUGACACCGGCAUCGCUGAAUUCAUGCGGCACUUUGAGCCGGAGAUAGAGAGUCAGUUCUACGCACUGCCGAGCAAUGUGGAGCGAUCAGACGUGUUUCGUGUCCUGGUUUCCAAAUGGAUUGGAGGAAUAUACGGUGAUAUGGACACCGAACCCACUCGACCUCCGUCAACAUGGGUUGCUCCUGCGGAUCUACAGCCCUGGCAAGAUCCGGAGACUGGCAAGAUGUACAACUCAACCGAGCCCGUCAAAGCUAUCGUUGGUCUUGAGGCAGACUGCCUACCUGACAGUGACCUCUACUGGCGUAUGGGCUACUUCUACCCUAUUCAACUGACGCAGUGGUCAUUUGCAUGGGCGCCCGGACACCCUAUCCUACAAUUAUUCAUUGACCGUCUGUUCGCAACCAUUCAGGCGGUUUCUGAGAAAAAUGGAGGACAGCUCCAAUCACACUUAUCUCAAAACGCUCUCUAUGAUAUCGACCCAUUAAAUCUCACCGGGCCAGUCGCAUUCACGGAUGCCACUCGAGGGUGGUUGGAAACCGACUAUGGUUUAAGGUGGAAUGCCUUAUCCGGGUUAACCGAUGGAGGGCUAAGCAAAUUAGUGGGCGAUGUUCUUGUCCUGCCGAUUACCGGAUUCAGUACCUUUAACGGAAAAUGCAUUGUCUUGGCAUCAGACGUGAGCAAUAUCUCCCACUCUGGAUUUAGGCAGCGCUUGGAUAUCACAACACUAAACAUGCCCGCCAGCCUCGAGUGUGAUGGGUAUGAGCUCGACUCCGAGUCAUUACUUGGUCGGAGAAAUCGCGACCUGCGUGUGUCUGAAUGGCGACAUCACACCUUCGCCCUCCAUUGGACAAGGAAAACACUGACCGCGCUAUUAACCCGCGUUUUCCUCAUCUUAGCCCAGGCCUUGGGUGUGCUCUUUGGAUUGAGAAUCGGACGCCGAGGUUGGUUCUUGACGCUUAGAAGCCGAGUGCAGAGAAGCGGGUUUCAAGGGCGCGGUAACAUCGAGAACAAGCAGGUCUUCAUUGCGGCUGUUCUUUAUGACCCCCAAGGGGAAUUUGCCAGCGGAAAAUGGGGACAGGCCGUUCUCCAGCUCAUUGAACUUCUUGGGGAGCAAAAUGUUUUUCUAAGCUUAUACGAAAACAAUAGUGGGCGAGAAGGCGAAAAUGCCAUUCGCGCUCUAGCGGACAAGGUGACGUGCGACAAGUCGAUCGUAUCAGAGCCAGGUCUCAGUUUAGGAGGAAUACCGAGAGUGACCAUCCCAGGAGAAGAGACGCGCAUCAGGCGCAUUGAUUAUCUGGCUGAAGUCCGAAACCGUGCUUUGCAACCACUACAAAAUGGCAACACGACGUACGACAAACUUUUAUAUCUGAACGAUGUUAUUUUCGAUCCCGUCGAAGCCCUACAGCUUCUGUUCUGCACCAACGCCGACGCUAAUGGUGUAGCGCAAUACCGAGCUGCGUGUGCAAUGGACUUCAGUAACGCCUUCAAGUUUUAUGACACCUACGCAACCCGCGACCUACAAGGCUAUGGAAUUGGCCUACCGUUCUACCCCUGGUUUACUACGGCGGGGAGGGCACAGAGUAGACAGGACGUGCUAGAGGGUAGAGAUGCUGUCCGCGUCCGCAGCUGUUGGGGCGGUAUGACUGCAUUUGAUGCCCACUUUUUCCAGGGUGGGAAUCCUGUUCGAUUUCGCGCGGACUCUGAGAUAUUUUGGGAUGCCUCCGAGUGCUGUAUCAUUCAUGCAGACAUACAGAGUGCAGCAUCGAACUCGGAAGAAUCUGAAGUCUCGGGAUCAUACAUCAAUCCCUUCGUUCGGGUCGCUUAUGACGAGAAAAGCCAUUCGUGGCUUUGGAUCACUCGACGUUUCGAGAAACUGUAUCCAUUCAUUCACAACAUCUUGAACCACCUCGUUGGACUUCCUCAAUACAACCCUCGCCGUGCCGAGGUAUUUGGCCAAAAGGUCAUGGACACUGUUUGGGUACCUGGCGAUGGUGAAGGACAACAGGGUCAAGUUCGGACCAUGCAGCGGGAAGCUGGAAAUGACGGCUUUUGCGGACGUCGUGGACUCGAAGUCCUUGUUGAAGAAAGAAUGCCUGGUCAAGAUGGGUUUGAGGCUAUCAGGGUUCCAGCCGGCUUGGAUUAG
Molecule: messenger RNA, 2562 nt
Organism: Penicillium griseofulvum
Lineage: Eukaryota; Fungi; Ascomycota; Eurotiomycetes; Eurotiales; Aspergillaceae
Product: Mannosyltransferase 1, CMT1
Exons: 5
Coding region: 1-2562 (853 amino acids)
Source: RefSeq, a predicted model, not a curated record